UCCGACGAGUAUGGUUGAAGAGUGAAGACAGGCAGCAUUGAAGAGCCAAGAACAGAGUCAGAAAUUUGUUUGUCCUCUUCAAUCGCUAGAUUAUUCGAGGAACACGUCUGAAGAUCGGCCUAAGUUCACCACGAUUCCACGUUGGCCCAUUGUCUUUGGGCCUUCAACUCCAAAUGAUCCUUAAUUCUUUCGGGUUUCUGUUUGUGUCAUUUUUACGAUAUUGUGCUUGACAAACGGCUGCAGGAGCUAGGAAUUGGGUUAAUGUACAAAUUUGUUUUAGUGAAAUGUAUACGUAGAAGUUUGAGCACUGACACUAGUACAAAAGCUUUACUUCUUGAUGCGAAUAAAUAUUUGAGUGAAUUGUUGAAACUGGGUAAAAUUGAUGAAGCUAGAAAAGUGUUUGAUGGAAUGCCUAAGCGAGACGAGUUUACGUGGAAUACGAUGGUGGCUGGGUAUGCGGAUUCAGGGAGGAUUGUCGAAGCUAGAAAACUGUUGGACGAGACUCCCAAAAAGAGUGCAAUUACUUGGUCAUCAAUUGUUUCAGGGUACUGCAAAAUGGGUUGUGAAAUUGAAAGUUUACAGUUGUUUUAUGAAAUGCAGCAUGAGGGGUAUAAGCCCACUCAGUUCACUUUGGGAAGUGUACUUAGGCUGUGCUCCAUAAAGGGUCUGCUCUCAAGAGGUGAACAGAUUCAUGCUUAUGCCGUCAAGACUUGUUUUGAUAAGGAUGUUUUUGUUGUUACUGGUCUCAUCGAUGUGUAUACGAAGUGUUUGCGCAUUUUGGAAGCAGAAGAUCUCUUUCACAGCAUGUCUAAUGGGAAAAAUCAUGUUACUUGGACUGCAAUGAUUAAUGGAUAUUCCCGAAAUGGUGAUGCUGUUGGAGCAAUUCAGUGCUUUGGGAGCAUGCGGGCAGAAGGGGUUGAGGCUAACCAGUAUACAUUUCCAGGUGUAUUGUCGGCUUGUGCGGCUGUUUCUGCUCUUGCAUUAGGGUCACAGGUGCAUGGUUGUAUUGUUCGUGGUGGUUUUGGAGCUAAUGUUUUUGUUCAAAGUGCAUUGGUUGAUAUGUAUACAAAAUGUGGGGACCUGGGUAGUGCUUGGAAAGUGGUCCAGUGGAUGGAGGUUGACGAUGUGAUUUCUUGGAAUGCCAUGAUUGUUGGGUGUGUGAGACAGGGUUUUCCAGAGCAAGCAUUAUCUUUGUUUAAAAUGAUGCAUGAAAAACAUAUGGAACUUGAUGAAUUUACAUACCCCUCUGUCCUAAACUCUCUUGCUUCCACAAAUGGUAUGACUCACGGUACGAAUGUCCACUCUUUGGUUAUUAAAUCUGGAUUUGAGGGUUAUACACUUGUGAGUAAUGCUCUUAUUGAUAUGUAUGCUAAACAAAAUAGCUUGGAGUUUGCAUUUAGAUUGUUUGAUUUUCUGGUGGAGAAGGAUGUCAUCUCCUGGACAUCCCUCAUCACUGGUUGUGCUCACUGCGGCUGCCAUGAAGAAGCUCUUAAAUUGUUUUGUAAAAUGCGGAGGAAUGGAACAGACCCCGAUCACAUCGUUGUCUCCAGUGCUUUGAGUUCCUGUGCUGAGUUGGCGUUGUUAGAUUUAGGGCAACAAGUUCAUGCAAAUUCCAUUAAAUCUGGGCUUGACUCAUCCUUAUCCGUUGAUAAUUCCCUUGUGUCACUGUAUGCACAUUGUGGGUGCUUGGAAAAUGCCGAAAAAGUUUUUAAAUCCAUGGAAAUACGGAGUGUGAUCUCUUGGACUGCUUUAAUUGUUGGUUAUGCCCAAAAUGGUGAAGGAAUAAAGUCACUUCAAUUUUAUGACGAAAUGAUAGCUUCUGGUGUAAAACCCGACUUCAUAACUUUUAUAGGAUUGCUAUUUGCUUGCAGCCACACAGGUCUCACUGAACGUGGUCGCCACUACUUUGAGUCCAUGAUCCAAGAUUAUGCUAUAACACCUGGUCCUGAUCAUUACGCUUGUAUGAUUGAUCUUUUGGGUAGAGCUGGGAAAAUUCAAGAGGCUGAGGAGUUGUUGAAUAAGAUGGAGGUUGUGCCUGAUGCAUUUGUGUGGAAAGCAUUGCUUGCUGCAUGCAGAAUACAUGGGAAUGUUGAUCUGGCAAAGAAAGCUGCAACGGCCCUCUUUGAAUUGGACCCUCAAGAUUCUGUCCCCUAUGUGAUAUUAUCAAAUAUUUAUUCUGCAACUGGGAAGUGGGAGGAAGCUGCUUCAGUUAGAAGAUUGAUGAAAUCAAGAGGAGUUGGCAAGGAACCUGGACGUAGUUGGAUAGAAAUGAAUGGCAAAGUUCACACAUUCAUGUCCGAAGAUAGGAGUCAUACAGAAACGGAAGAAAUUUACUCUAAAGUUGAUGAAAUGAUAAUGUUGAUAAAGGCAGCUGGAUACGUUCCCGACAUGAAUUUUGCUCUUCAUGAUGUCAGUGAAGAGGCUAAGGUACAUGGUCUUGCCUAUCACAGUGAGAAGUUGGCUGUGGCUUUUGGGCUCCUUCACCUGCCAGUAGGAGCUCCUAUUCGGAUAUAUAAGAACAUACGGGUCUGUGGUGAUUGCCAUACUGCAAUGAAAUUCAUAUCACGCGUCUAUAAUCGCCAUAUUAUUCUAAGGGAUUCAAAUCGAUUUCAUCAUUUCAAGGAAGGAACAUGUUCCUGUGCAGACUACUGGUAGAAGUAUAGUGGAUUUCACAUUUGUAGUUGUGAUUGCCCGAGCCUCGUGAGAAUAAGCCUAAUUUGGACUUCAAUUUUCUCAAGAGAUGUCUUCAGUUGAUGAGCUAUUUUAGAGAUUUUUACCAAGUUGGGUUUGAUGUAGUCUUAACUAAAGAUGAUGAGAGAUUAAAGAGGGACAUGUUACUGACAGAUGAAUAUCAGACUGCAGAAAUCCAAAAUUUUUGUUACCGAGUGACUGCGAUCUCACAGCAACAACAUUGGGGGCAGUGCUGAAACCAUAUCUUGUUUAAUUUAAUUCCAUAGGACUAUUGAGAUCAAAAAAUUUUUACGCACAAAUGAAGCACCCCAACAAGUAGUAAUCAGACAGAACAAGGAAGAUCAGAGAAAGCAUGCAUGCCUCCGUAGGAUACUCAUUUUCUACUAGGAAAAGUAAGGAACAUACAAGAAUUAUGUACCUAAAUUAUCUCAACAACCUCCAGUUUGAGCCUCCAUGGGCCAUAUGGACACUUGCAAACUGGACAUACAUCUAAGAUCUAUAUAUCUGCAGAGCAUAUACAACAAACAAUUGAAACUAUGUUUG
This is a messenger RNA of Sesamum indicum (sesame), 3234 nucleotides long. Its product is annotated as Tetratricopeptide repeat (TPR)-like superfamily protein. The record is from RefSeq and is a predicted model, not a curated record. Lineage: Eukaryota; Viridiplantae; Streptophyta; Magnoliopsida; Lamiales; Pedaliaceae. Gene Ontology annotation, biological process: RNA modification. Gene Ontology annotation, molecular function: RNA binding; protein binding; zinc ion binding.